AUGUCUGAAAAGGUUCUGCUUUGCUUUCUUGUUCUCUGUGGUUCAGUUCGUGCUGAGACGCAAAUAGAGAAAGAGGCUGCGGCCUUCCUGCGCCAGUUUGAUACGGAGGCUAGUGAGCGAAUGUACCAGUACUCACUGGCAUCAUGGGCAUACAACACCAACAUCACAAAGGAGAACUCGGACAAACUGUCAGAACAGGGUCAAAUUUGGACUACGUUUUACAACGAAAAGUCAGAUCGGGCUUCCAAAUUCAAGAUUACUGACAUCAAGGAUCCUCAAAUCAAAUUGCAGCUCAUCAUAUUACAGGACAAAGGUGCCGGCAUUUUGCCACAGGAGAAAGCUGCGCAUCUGAGCAAGAUCUUGAGUGACAUGAGUACAAUCUACAGCACAACAAGUGUGUGCAUGAUGGACAACCCACAUAACUGUCAGACUUUGGAGCCAGGCCUGGAACACGUGAUGGCCACCAGCCGCAAUUACUCUGAGCUUCUACAUGUGUGGGAGGGGUGGAGAAGGGAGGUGGGCAAGAAGAUGAGGCCUCUAUAUGAAGACUAUGUAAUUCUGAAGAAUGAAGCGGCCAAGCUCAACAAUUUUGAGGACUACGGCGCUUACUGGCGAUAUAACUACGAGACGAUCGAUGAGGAAAGCCCUUACAAUUACAACAGGCAUCAGCUGAUGGAAGAUGUACGCUCUAUCUACAAACAGAUCUUGCCUCUAUACAAGGAGCUCCAUGCUUACGUGAGGGACAAGUUGAUGAAAGUCCACGGAAACCACAUGGAUCAACGAGGACCUCUGCCAGCCAAUCUCCUGGGUGACAUGUGGGGAAGAUUCUGGACCAACUUGUAUCCUCUUGCAAUGCCCUACGAGGGGGAGAUUGAUGUCAGCACAACAAUGGUAGAAAAGGGCUGGACAAAGCGUCGGCUAUUCGAAGAGGCCGAGAAGUUCUUUAUGUCGGUAGGACUGUAUGAAAUGUAUGACAACUUCUGGGACAACUCCAUGCUGGAAAAACCCGAGGACGGACGCAAGGUGGUGUGUCAUCCCACGGCCUGGGACAUGGGCAACACUAAGGACUACAGGAUCAAAAUGUGCACUCAAGUCAACAUGGAAAACUUCCUGACAGUCCACCAUGAGAUGGGCCACAACCAGUACCAGAUGGCUUACAGAAACCUUUCCUACCUGUUGAGAGAUGGCGCCAACGAAGGUUUCCACGAGGCUGUCGGGGAGAUCAUGUCUCUUUCUGCUGCCACACCAAAACACUUAAAGGCACUUGGCCUGCUGCCUCCUGACUACACUUAUGAUAAUGAAACAGAGAUUAACUUUUUGCUGAAGCAGGCACUGACCAUUGUGGCCACUCUGCCUUUCACAUACAUGCUGGAAGAGUGGCGGUGGCAAGUGUUUGCAGGAAACAUACCCGAGGAGAAAUGGAUGGAGCGAUGGUGGGAGAUGAAGAGAGACCUUGUCGGGGUGGUGGAGCCGGUACCAAGAGAUGAGACGUACUGUGACCCUGCCGCCCUCUUUCACGUAUCUGGAGAUUAUUCCUUCAUCAGAUAUUUCACAAGAACUAUCUACCAGUUUCAGUUCCAAAAAGCACUUUGUCAUGCUGCUGGUCAGUCUGACGUCUUAUCUUCGUGUGACAUCACUGGUUCGAAAGAAGCUGGCGCCAAGCUCAAGAGCAUGUUAGAGUUGGGCCGCUCCAAGUCGUGGACCAGAGCUUUGCACGCCAUAUCUGGAGAUACCAGGAUGGAUGCCAGGCCACUGCUGGACUAUUUCCAAAAACUUUACGUGUGGUUGAAGGAAGACAACAUGAAACACAACCGUUAUGUCGGCUGGGAUGCGGCAGUAGAUCCAUAUUCCAAAGACGCUAUCAAAGUCAGGCUCAGUUUAAAAAUGGCCAUGGGUGAUGAAGCUUAUUCCUGGAACUCCAAUGAGCAAUACCUGUUCCGGGCCAGUGUGGCGUACGCUCUGCGACAGUAUUACAGUCAGAAAAACAACACUCUUCUCUUUACUGCAGAGAAUGUCUUAACAUAUAAACAAACACCAAGGAUUUCCUUCUACAUGGUGGUUACCAAUCCUGUGACUCCCUCCCAAUUCGUCCCAAAGGAAGAUUUGAAAGCAGCCAUACGACUGUCCCGCGGGCGGAUCAACGAUGCGUUCCAACUAGACGACCACACGCUGGAGUUUGACGGUAUUCCGGCGACACUUUCGCCUCCCGUGGAGCAACCGGUAGAGGUGUGGCUUGUGGUGUUUGGAGUGGUCAUGGCAGUUGUGGUGCUCAUGGGGCUCUUCCUCAUAAUCUCCGGCAUCAUAGAGCGUAAGAAGAAGUCUAAAAAUACAGGAGUUGAAAAUCCUUACGAGCCUGAUGGACAGACCAACAGAGCCUACGAAGAAAGUCGUGAUGAACAAACCGGUUUAUGA
Molecule: messenger RNA, 2412 nt
Organism: Nerophis lumbriciformis (worm pipefish)
Lineage: Eukaryota; Metazoa; Chordata; Actinopteri; Syngnathiformes; Syngnathidae
Source: RefSeq, a predicted model, not a curated record